Cuscuta epithymum is the source of this 4539-nucleotide messenger RNA. The record is from the annotation of a GenBank genome assembly. NCBI's taxonomy places the organism in Eukaryota, Viridiplantae, Streptophyta, Magnoliopsida, Solanales, Convolvulaceae.
AGGAGACUUACCUUGGCCGGCCAUUAUGGAGAAGAGCUGCACAUGACUUGAUAAGAAUCAAGGUUUGGGCCACCACUCUUAUUUUCGCACAAAUUGGUGUGCUGUUUGUCUCCUCUCAUUAUAGGAGCUAUCCUCAACCAAAUAACGUGUAUGAGGUGUCCUUGGAUAGCUCUUGAAGUGUAGUUUCAUAAUUGAGUGGUCUUGGUUCGAGGAGAGAGAGCUUAUCUUACAAAAAUCGAGCUGGAGGGAGUGGUGGUCUGUGAACUCGGGCUGUGAGAGUGCUGAGACUGUUUGGUGGAUAUCUCGAGUUUUACCAAUCCAAUUAAGACGUGUGAGAUACCAAAAGAAAGCUCUCAAGACGAGGAAUCCGUGAAGGUCUGGUUUGCAUCAAUCGGAGUAGAGGAAGGCUUCCAAAUCGUCCGAGCAAAACACAACCUCGCAGAAACGGAUUUACUCUUCUAAAGAAUCGAGUUAGCCGGAAAACACCCGUUCUAGGGGCUGUUUUCGUAUCCACGGUUAGGGGUUGAAUUAGCAACUUGAGGAAGCUGUUUAACACCCAUUUUCAAGCAAGGAACCAGUUCUCAAUCUUCCUUGGCCGAGGCUUUGGUCAUUGGAUCGAGAAGGAAAGUUUUAAAGCUCAUUUGAGGUGAGGAUCGACAUCUAGUUGCUUACAACUUGUAGGUUAAGCAUGAGAUUACCUAAAUGCCUAAAUAAUGUUUUCCAUGGAUUAUGAUGAUAAAUUAUUGAUGAAAUAUUGAUCUACUUUCCAAAGAAUGAAAUGAGAAAUGAUUUGGUAAAGGAUUGAUAAAAAUGGAGUUAAAUGAACUAUUGGGUGAAAUAGUCAUUUCAUCCAUGUGUGAAUUGUAUGAAUACACAAAUGAUUAUUUAUGUAUUGCGUUGAAUGAUUAAGUUGCUGCUACAUAUAUCUAAAUAUGUAGGAUUAUACAAAUGGAGUAUAUGAUGGAUAAGAAUAAUCUGAAUAGUAUUGAAAUACUAGUUAAUGAUUGUUGUAAUUGUUAAGGAAUUGAAUCUAAGGAUUUGAUUAUAAUUGAUGUACUUGAUUGUGAUGCAAGUGACAAAUUUGAUGUAAUGUGAUGCUAAGACCAUGGUUGGGCAGUUCGUAGGGAUGUCCCAAAAUAGAUUAUUGAUAUUACAAUUCUAGGCAUAGUGAGUGCUUAGGAAUUGGGGUCUAUGCCAAUGUAAGGAGAUGUACUUGAGCCCGUGCUCAUAGAAUUGCAUUGGGUAGACAUGAUGUGGUGAUUGAUGUGCAUGGUGAUGUAGUUGAGUUGGACUCAAGAAAUGCACGGUGGAGUAGUUAACUUGUGUUAAAUAAGGUGCAUGGUGAUGUAGUCGAGUUGGACUCGAGAAUGCAAAUAUAUGUGUUAGGGUUGAACCCUAUAUGUUGUUGUGACUAGGGGUCACGGGGUUUGGGCUAUGUUUGAUAAACAAACCUUGGGCCUACGGGCCGACUACUUGACUUUAUAUAUAAAGUAAGUAUAUUUUAAAAACGGGGUAACUUGGGGUUACGGCCUAGAUUAUAUUAUCACCCUAUUUGAGGGUCUUGUGUUUGAAAUACUUGUUGUAUAUCUAUUAGAUGCCAUCCACACCAGCACUUUAUAGCCCUAUAGAGUGCUGACCCCUUCGGGGGCGUCCCACCACCAUUUUUCAGGUUGAGGCUAGAGCUUGCUUCCUGUGCUCAUUGCUCGAGAGAUCAUCUAGGAGGGAAGACUUGGUUCGUGCUUCCUCCAUUCGGUUUUUAAACAUUAACAAACAUGCUCAUGAAUAUUUUACUAUAGAGCCUGCGUGCUCAUGUUAGCCACGUGUGGCAUUUGUUUUCAAACUAUGUUUUCCGCUACGUUUUCGAUUGCUUAUUAUGUUGUUUAUGGAUGGCUUGCGUGUGAGUGAUAUUCUAGACGCCUUGUAUAAUAUGAACGUGUUGGACUGCGGUUGACUAUUCAUAUUGUACGGCGGGUUGUUGACGUGUCCGGGGAGGUCCGGGGCGUGACAAUUAAGUUGGUAUCAGAGCCAGGUUCCAUAAACUUCAUAAUGAAGUCUCAAAAUUCUCUUUUUGAAAAGAUUUUGAAAACCAUGAGCAUAGAAGUUUUGUACUUGGAGAGCUUUUGGUACUUGGGUUGCAAGGUCUCUAAUUGUUAAGAUGGUACCCUUAGCAAUUGGUAUGGCAGUGACUCGAGCCAAAAUGUGUCUUAAGUACCUAUCCGUCAAUUGACAUUUGAUACGAGUCUAACGACUCUUUCCCAAUUUCUUUCAGAAAUGGACCGUGGUGGCAGGAUUACUAGGAGAAACCCGACCGGCCGUGUACCAGAGGAGACUGGACAGGGCAGUCGAAGGACCUCUAGGGCAUCUAGAGGAGCUGGCCGUGGAGGCCGAUCACAGACCGUGAGUGACGGUCAUGUCGACACAGAAAGUGAAACCUACUGGUCCUAUGAGGACUCGACUUACCAACCGGAAACCGAGCCGGUUGAGACCCCUUACGAAGGGGAUGACGAUGAUGUGAGCGAUGAAGAGGGGGAGAAUGACUCCCUAGCAAGAAUAGAGGCGCUGCUCCAACAAUAUCAACGGGAGCGCGAGGAAAGGAGGGAACCCUGAAGGCGCCGGGGAGGGCGAAUUUCGGGUGAGGUUUCAAGAGGAAGAAGCCAUGGCGAUUCUCGGGCCCACAUUGAACCACAUGGGGGCCGGGGUGAUGGAGGUCCAAUCAUAAGGAUCUCAAAAUUUCUUAAAGAGGCUAGGGACUUGGGGUGCAAACCCUUCAACGGAGCAGGCGACAUCUCGGUCGCCGCGGAAUGGAUCAAGAGGUUGAACGAGGCAGCCCUUGAUAUGCAACUCACCCCCGAAUUUAAACUAAGGGUGGCGGUGAGAUUGCUUGAAGGGAUGGCAUCCACAUGGUGGGAUGGAGCCAAGGGAAAGUAUGGCAAUACCGUGACUUGGGAGAAUUUCCGACAGGAGUUCUUUGCCCAAUAUUAUUCUGAUUUUGAGGUGAACGCUAAAAGGAGAGAGUAUACCCUCCUGACCCAAGGUGGCAAGAUGACGGUGAGGCAACUUGAACAUAAAUUCAGGGAGCUCGCGGAGUUCAUACUGGAGUAUGUCUGUGACGAGAACCGGAUGGUAAAUCACUUCUGGGAUGCCUUAGACCUGGAGGUGCGUGAGAGGGCAACACAGUUGCCUAACAUGACCUUUAGCCAAGUGGUCGAGCAAGGGUUGAAAGGAGAGAAAGAAUGGGAAGAGAGAAAGUUGAAAAACGCCGAAGAGGCGAAGAAGAGAAAGUGGGAGAACCAUGGACCUCAAGGUCCUAGCAAAAAGGGGAACCAUGGGGGAGGAGGAUCCUUUCGGACACCCCCACUGCCAUCUAGGGGAAGUCAAGGCCCGGGCGGGCAAUCACAAGCCUCGGGGGGGACUCGUUGCAAGAAUUGCAAGAGGAACCACCUGGGGAAAUGUCGUGACCCUCCUAGAUGCUAUCAAUGCGGAAACACCGGGCACUUGAAGAUGAAUUGCCCACAAUUGGGUGGGGCAAGGUCAUCGGGACCAAGUAGUGGUAAUACCGGGACACGGAAUCAAGUCGGGACUUCACAAGCGUCCAGGGGGCAAGGGGGAGCAAGCGCAAGCAAUGCGCCGUCCGUGAAUCAAGGAAGGACUCAAGCUAGGGUCUACGCGAUGACGGAGGCGGAUGCUCAAGCUAACCCGGAUUCCGUUGCAGUUCUUUAAAUCAACAAAUGGAUCAAAUGCAAGGAUGGUAGAAUACACACGAAGAAACCGACGGAAAAAGGUCAACCAAACGCAUCCCGAGGAACAAAUAAAGACCACAAAAACGCCCAAGACAGACGAAAGCCGCCCGGUUUAUGCCAAAGGCGGCCGGCCUUUGGUCCCCAAGCUUAUUUUCGCAUCCAAAGCUGGAAAAUCUGAUCCGGAGCAAGAAAGGACGAAAGCCGCCCGGCUUUCGUGAACACCGGCCGACUUUUGGUCGCCGAAGGAAUUGUUCAGAAUUUAAUUACAAAAGCCGCCCGGCUUUUGUAAAUGGCGGCCGGUUUUCGGGCCCUGGAGCGAAGGCAGACUAUUUUAAACGCGCAAAAGCCGCCCGGCUUUUGCGAAUGUCGCCCGGGUUUCGUCUGGCACUGAUUAAAACAGGCAACGGUCAUCACAAUCAUUCGAGAGAAGCUCCAAACCCCAUUAAGGAGCUUGCUUCCUUGUCCAAAAAUGGCCGUUGAAGACCCAAUAUUUAAGCAUAUGGAAGCCCUCUCAAGUGAUUAUUCCAUAUUCCAUACACUUUACUUCCAUUUUAACACUCCAAGAUCAACCCCUUGGUCUUGGAAGAAGUUCUACACUUGGGGAUCCCAUUAUCCACCAUAGCUUUGGAGUUGUGGUAUUAUCUUCUUAUGUAUUUCAUUGUAUUUCAUCAAUUCAAUACUUGUAAUUUCAUUAUGAGUUGCUCUAGCUAAUUUUCCAUAGCCAAGGUUAGGGAUGAAACUUUACGCAUUCUAGGUGUUUGAUGUAUGUUCUCAACCAAAUUAUUAUGAUCUUUCCUUU